AUGAAUCGUGGCAGUAGAAACCGCAAUUCGAAAAUCUACACUGUUGAAAAACUGCUGGAGAAACGAGUCAGAAUGAACCGAGUUGAAUAUCUGGUAAAAUGGAAGAAUUGGAAUGACAAACAUAAUACGUGGGAACCAGAAAAGAAUAUUCUCGACAAAAGCCUUAUCGAGUCAUUCUUGAGAUCAGAAUCACGAAAGCGGAAAUUUAUCUCAUCUGCUAACUCCAGUCGUCCUCAAAGUCCUUCCAGUGAGUUGAAAAGGAAUAAAAACACGACAGAAGAAGCGUUAUCCAAUCCGCCGUUGAAUGAACCUUUAACGGUUAACGUUUCUGCAACAAAAAACGUCCUGCCAUCAGUUCAUUCCGGCUCUAGCUCAGUGGGAGCUGCUACGAAUUCCUCCUUGUGUUCUCCUCAAGGAUCCAACUUGGAAAGCGCCCCCUCCUUCAGCGCUACAAACAACGAUGUAUCCGAAUGGAAAGUAGAUACCCGAUUGCGUCCAACAACCCUUCUCGUUACCGCGGCGUCAGAGUCUGCAGCCAACACUAGAAUGGCCGCAAAAUCGCCUUCUGUAUCUACUCAAUCCCAAACUACGCCCUUAGAACAGCCUCGAAUUCGAUUAAAAAUUCCCCGCGAAAGGAUCAUCUCCACCCAAUCCAGUUCUUCGGACUCCUCUUCAGAAGAUGAGUCAACGUUGGAUGAUAUUGAGCUUCCCCGUCGAGCAAUCGACCACGCAGAGUAUGCUUACGUUCCAAAGAACCUGGACGUACCAAUCAUUAAGCCAUACUCUCCUCCUUCAGUGGGUAUUAAGCCUCCAAAACGCUCCGGAAAUCGAUCCAAAAGGAAGGAGAGGCGCUAUUCGACGUCAGUUUUGCCUUCCACUAAUGGUGCUCCUGAUGGGCCAAGAAGACUAGCUCCCCUUCGAAUUCACCUCUCCAAAAACGGAACCUUCUUGGCCAGCUCUGUGUCGCCAUCUUCAACUACGUCUUCCUCGUCAAAUGUCAUUAUUCCACCUCCACCUCUAGAACGUGAUAUAUCGAUUACCGAUGUGACAAUUGGAGGAUUGACAGUGACAAUCAAGGAAUGCUCUACUCCGAAGAACUUUUUUGGAAUUCCUACUUCUCAAGUGGUUGUUGUACCCAACCCAAGACCUCCUCUAGUUCCUAAGGCGAUAAUUGUAGAGGAAAAGAUUCCAGAAGUUGUUGAGACCCCUAAAAUGCCCCCCACUGGUGAUAAAACUGCUCAGGUAGAUGAGAAUAAUGAACCUAAAGAAAGGGCAGAGGCUACAUCUCCUGAAACUUCUCAAGAAAAACCUACCCCACCCAUACAACAGAUACCAGCGAUUCACUCAAGCUCGAUCCCCAAACCGGUCUCCAAGAAACUCGGUCGACGGGGUGGAUCGUCGAGAAAAUCAGCAAAUCCGGUAAAAAAGGUGGUCCAAAUUGACCCCCUACCAACUUGUGGCAGUGCAGACAAUGUCUAUGCCUUCCAUGAAGAAGAUUCUCCCCCGUCGACGGGUAUUCCUUUUCCAAAUCCACCUCAAACCCUUCCUCCUCCUCCUCCUCCACCACCACCACCGCCUGUUAGUCGCGUCACUCCUCCCUCUCAUCCUCCUCUCCCUCCACCUGUUAAUCCCACUUCGGAAAGCAUCCAUUCAUCUCCACCUCCCAUCAUUCAAAUGAACCCUCCUAAUCCCACUACCAUUCCACUAGCUUCCAUUUUUACACCCUGGGAGUCGUACCUCAAGACCGCUGGGCUCUUUCCUCCGCCAGAUUUCUUAUCCUCACCUCCACCUCUCACUUCACCGGGAUUACUUUUCUCGCCGGGACACUUUUUGCAUCCCCCCGCUCAAUUUCCUGGUUGCAGCACCACCAGCAGCUCCCAUCCAGUGUCACCCUUCUUCCAUCAUAUCACGACUCCUCCUGCUCCAUCGAACCUAUUACCCGCAGUGAUAACAACGAUGGGUGGUGCAUCAGUGACGAUGCCGAUGAUGGAUGAGUCACAGCCCAUCGAUCUGUCGAAAACUGGUCCAAAACAAUGA
Messenger RNA from Rodentolepis nana, 2037 nucleotides. Lineage: Eukaryota; Metazoa; Platyhelminthes; Cestoda; Cyclophyllidea; Hymenolepididae. The record is from the annotation of a GenBank genome assembly.